AGAACAAUCUUUAGGGCCCAUAGUUCAUGAAAAAGAAAAAAAAAACCCGGAAGAUGAAAAACGGGGCAAGGGUUAGGGUUUAGGUACUUUAUAUAAAGAAAGAACCUCCACAUUUCUUAUACUACUACUCUUUGCGCCUCCGACGAACCAUCAUCUGCAACUUCGAGGAUAAGAGAAGACUUGCAAAACUUUACAACAUGUCUGGUGAGGAGGCUCCUGUUGCUGCUGAGACCCCUGCUCCAUUGGGGGAGACCAUGGACCUGAUGACUGCUCUUCAACUUGUGCUUAAGAAGUCUCUUGCACAUGGUGGACUUACUCGUGGGCUUCAUGAAGGUGCCAAGGCUAUUGAGAAGCAUGCUGCUCAGCUUUGCUUAUUGGCAGAGGAUUGUGACCAGCCUGAUUAUGUCAAAUUAGUCAAGGCUCUCUGUGCUGAGCACAAUGUCAACUUGCUUACUGUUCCAAGUGCCAAAACCUUGGGCGAGUGGGCCGGUUUGUGCAAAAUUGAUUCAGAGGGUAAAGCAAGAAAAGUUGUUGGGUGCUCCUGUGUUGUUGUCAAGGACUACGGUGAGGAGACAGAGGGACUCCAUGUUGUUCAGCAACACAUCAAAUCUCACUAAACUAGUCAUAUGAGAUUCCUAUCUUAAGUAGGCUCAGUUUUAAUUUUGUUAUGGUGCAUUUUGAACUCGUCAAUAUCCUUGGAACAAAUUUUGGUUAUUUUUAGAGCUUCAAACUAUCCUAAACAAAAAAAAAGUCAUUUUGUCUGUUAUUUUUAUGGUUAAUCAUUGUCAGACGUUGAUGUUUUUGUUUUAUUUGACUUGCCUAAAUUGAUUGCUUGUGAA
Amaranthus tricolor (Joseph's coat) is the source of this 839-nucleotide messenger RNA. RefSeq names its product 40S ribosomal protein S12-like. Gene Ontology annotation, molecular function: structural constituent of ribosome. The transcript is spliced from 5 exons. Gene Ontology annotation, biological process: translation. The record is from RefSeq and is a predicted model, not a curated record. The coding region runs from base 198 to 617 and encodes 139 amino acids. NCBI's taxonomy places the organism in Eukaryota, Viridiplantae, Streptophyta, Magnoliopsida, Caryophyllales, Amaranthaceae. Gene Ontology annotation, cellular component: cytosolic small ribosomal subunit; ribosome.